Molecule: messenger RNA, 2499 nt
Organism: Aspergillus affinis
Lineage: Eukaryota; Fungi; Ascomycota; Eurotiomycetes; Eurotiales; Aspergillaceae
Product: RNA-binding protein
Exons: 9
Coding region: 1-2499 (832 amino acids)
Biological process (GO): mRNA splicing, via spliceosome
Molecular function (GO): RNA binding; oxidoreductase activity
Source: RefSeq, a predicted model, not a curated record
AUGGACAAUGAGACACAUGCCGCGUUUGUGGAGAAUGGUCGGGUCUUUCAUCCUUCAACAUCCUUAGCGUCGUUGGAUUUCUCUUCGCGUCAGGUUCGGAUAUUCCUAGUGACGAUUUUGGCCGUGUAUCCAGUCGUGGUUUCUCUGCUGCGUUUCCGCCGUGUCCGAUGGCUGCACCGAAGGUACCACUUUCCUACGCGGGAGUCCCUGUCGCGCAUGACCGAUAACGACGCCUGGGAGAUCCAAAAAGUCUUGUUACAGCUGGAGUUCCCGUUUAUCUACAUCAAGUCUCUGCAGUUCGCAUUAUUCAGGACAUAUGGCAUACCGAGCAUAUCGGGGCUUCUUACGAGUACAAAGCAAUUAUGUGACCCGGAGUUAUCUCUCAAGCGCUAUGCAGAUACCACCGUCUUCAUCCAGGAGUUCAUCGGCUCGGCUCCGUCUUCAACCCGCACUCGAGCUUCUAUUGCGCGUACCAAUUUUAUUCAUAGCAGCUACCGGGCUUCAAAAAAGAUUCUAGAUGACGACAUGCUUUACACGCUGGGUCUGUUCGCCAUUCAGCCGGUGCGCUUCAUCGAGGAGUACGAAUGGCGCGGCCUGAGCGACAUGGAAAAAUGCGCUAUCGGGACGUUCUGGAAAAGUUUGGGCGAUGGGCUGGAGAUCAGCUAUGAUGUUCUUCCGUCAGGUAAGACGGGAUUCCGUGACGGACUACAUUGGCUUGAGGAGAUCAUGGCAUGGAGCGAUGACUACGAAGUUCGCUGCAUGCGUCCGGAUAUCAAAAACCACCAGACCGCCGCGCAGACUACAGCAAUCGUCUUGUACAUGAUUCCGAAGCCGAUACAGCAGGUUGGGCUGCAUUUGGUGUCGUUCAUGAUGGACGAGCGCCUCCGGAGAGCCAUGCUAUAUGAUGAUCCCCCGGAAUCGUAUACGAAAGUGUUUUCGGUCCUCCUUCGUGUGCGUCGAUUUGCCAUGCGCUAUCUUGCGCUCCCUCGACCAGAUUAUCUCCGUUACACCACGUUCACCGACCAUCCCGAUGAAAAUGGUCUCCUGUCAUUCACCAGAUGGGAUGCCGCACCUUACUACGUGAAACCGACCAUUUGGAAUCGCUGGGGACCAACGGCUUGGCUUACGUGGAUAAUGGGCCGACCGCUUCCGGGGGAUGAGGGUGGCAAGUACCACCCCGAAGGUUACAGCAUCCCCGACGUCGGGCCCAGCCCCGACGCCGCCUCAAACUCCGCGACAGCGAUCAGUUUCCCUCAGGAUCCGUCCGAAUUCGACAGCGACCCGCGAGUCUCUUUCUCCAAGCUAGACAACAAGUUCAUCCUGGAAACCGAUGAAGGAAACGAGUUUGAAUACGAUACGGUGCUGAAGCGGUGGAUUCCGACGAUUUGCCAGCAAGGCUAUGGCUCGCAUGAAUUUUGCUUGGCUCGUGAAACUGAUCCUCUGGUUGGCGCCACUCUUUGCGCGCCCGUGGGUGUUUUCCAGGUCGAUGAUGACUUGCUCCGACAGCAGCAAGAAGCCUACAAAGUUCAAGGGGUGGAUGAGAACGAGGAGGUGACGGCACAGCAACUGAAGAAAAAACGGAAGCAACAGGCAAAUGCCGACGAGGGCAACGGACAAAAACCAAAGAAACAGCGUGUUAAUACAGCCGUAUACGUCACCUCAAUCCCUCUAGAUGCAGGCUUCGAAGAAAUCCGAGAUACCUUCUCUAAAUGUGGGGUGAUCGCCGAGGAAAUCGACAGCGGCCGUCCUCGCAUCAAGAUGUACAACGACGAUGACGGAAAGUUCAAGGGUGAAGCCCUUGUCGUAUACUUCCGACCCGAGUCGGUCAACCUCGCCAUUCAGAUGCUGGAUGAUUCGAACUUUAGGAUCGGGCAGGAAGGUCCUCAGGGACCCAUGCGAGUUCAGAUCGCAGAUUUCUCGUUCAAGAGCCAGCAAGAGCAGCCGGCUAAGACCAGCAUGAAAGACAAGAGAAAGAUCAUACAGAGGACCCAGAAGUUAAAUAGCAAACUCGCCGAUUGGGACGAUGACGACCCAUCCACGUUACCGGAAACCAACUCCAAGUUUGAGAAAAUCGUCAUCUUGAAGCAUAUGUUUACUUUGGAAGAACUCAACGUACGAAAGAGCCCCCAAGAGGAUCCGGCCGCCAUUCUCGACAUCAAAGAGGAUAUUCGUGAAGAAUGCUCCAAACUGGGGGAGGUGACCAACGUUGUUCUCUACGAUAAGGAAGCCGAUGGAGUUGUUAUGGUCCGCUUUCUCGAGCCCGAAGCAGCCCAACGCUGCAUUCAGGUCAUGGAUGGCCGCUACUUUGGCGGAACGCGCGUUGAGGCAUAUAUUUCCAAUGGCAGUGAGCGGUUUAAGAAGAGCAAUGAGAAACGAGCGGCGUUGGAGGAUCUAGCGGAGAGGGGAUUCGAUGCGGAAGACUCGGACGAAGAGCAACGGCUGGAUGAGUUUGGCACGUGGUUGGAAAGCUCUCAUACGGUGGAGAACACGGCGAAAUGA